Molecule: messenger RNA, 398 nt
Organism: Cylicostephanus goldi
Lineage: Eukaryota; Metazoa; Nematoda; Chromadorea; Rhabditida; Strongylidae
Source: the annotation of a GenBank genome assembly
AUGGGCGCAGAUAAGAAGAAGAGAAAGAGACCUCUCAUUCCAAAUGGUGAAAACAUUUGCUCUUCGACGCACAAAUACAAGAUUGUGGGCGUUCUUGGGUCAGGAGGAUUCGGUGACGUCUACAAGGUUUGCCAAUCACAAACCGGGAACUUUUACGCCUUGAAGACGGAAGAUGUCGACAUCGACUCGAGAUUGAAUCGGCUGAAGGUUCGUCGAGGCUCUAUUACAGUAAUGGGGAAGAAGUUACCUACUAAGACAAUUCACCGGAACCUCCGCAGAACGUUUACAAAUUUCCGCCGGGUCACCUGCGGAAGUUCCGUAAACGUGCUGCGGAAGGGUCACCUGCGGAAGUUCCGUAAACGUGCUGCGGAAGUCCGAAAAAAAUUUCCGAAAUGAGG